AUGGCUCAAGAUCCUCGUGAUAAAGCUGGAACAACUACCAAAAAGGCCAAAAAGUCUAGCACCUCGGGCAAGAAAGCUGCAGCUGCAGCGCUGAAGAGUCGGGCCACCAAUGGCAACAAGAAACCCUUGCCUUUGAAACUCAAGAUUCCUCCCCAGACAUCAGAGAAGGACAUGGCAGAAGAAAGCCCGCCCAUUACUCCCCCUCCCAAGGUGUCUGUUUCAAAGGAUGAGCUCGACAAGGCGAUGGUUGAGCUUCUUGGACAUGACCACACAUCAGAGUGUGCAUGGACUAGUUCCCGUGGGUCCAAAUCUCCUGGAGUCAAUGCCACCAGCAACUUCGAUGAUGGGGGAUACAAGCAAAAGAGAGCUGCAUCAGACAGCUCCCUAGACGGUGAAUCCAAAGCUGAUAGUGACAGCAGUGUUGAGAUGGUGGCCAUGGACAACAUGGAAGAGGAGGUCGAUGAGCUUAUCGACGACAAGUCGGAUGACCAGGAAGCUGAAGAAGAACUUGAAGAAGAGAUAGUUCUGUUGCCCUUUUCCAUCCCCUAUGAGGGUGCAAACACCACCGUUGAGUUUGCAGCAGACAUUGACUGGCCAACCUUCAUCAGCAACCUUGCUGACACGCUCUCCAUUGCACCUAAGGAUGUCAAAGUUGCAUAUAAAUUCAGUGUUUUGGCCCAGGGUGUUGCGUGGACACACCUUCGAUGCGACAAAGAUCUUUGGGUCUUGUUUGAGAAGGCUCUCACAGCAAUGGAAAAGCAGAAGAAGAACCGUUCAGUAAAGGAGUUUGAGGUUGUCCUGAAGGACCUCCGCGUCGAUGUGAAGGCAAGCAAGAAGGAGCCUGAGAAGAAGAAAGCUUCGAAGAAGAAAGUUGACUCCUCUGACUCGGACAACUCGACACCUGACCUGCAGAAGACCUCCAAGUCAAAGAAGAGCUCAACACAAUGGGUCACAUUAUUGAUGAAAGAUAAUGCCUGCAUCGAACAUUCAGGACAGGCAUGCUUGAAGUUUGCCUCCCGUCAUUAUCAACUCACGAAGUCAGACCUGGGGGCAUGGGCCGUCUUUAUGGCACAAGGUUAUGAGUCCACAACAAUACCGCCAAAGAGUCUGAAGAUUGGUGACUCAGAUCGUGUUGGGAAACCAAAGACUCCCGCAGCUCAAGGAGCACCUCAUGCUGAUCCAGCUCCUGCCACGCCAGCUCCUGCCACACCAGCUCCUGCAAUGCAACUACCUCCAAACCAUUACGGUGCUGGCUACUACCAGACACCCUUCCCGCCAAUGCCUUAUCCCAUGUUUAUUCCUCCAACUCCAGCUGCUCCUGGAUGGCCACCUAAUGCCCAAAGUCCCUAUCAGUUGAUGCGGGGCUCUCACGGCCUUGACAAUUUCCCAAGCUCUGACCCUCCUGAAGUUGUCGAGGACAUCACUCUUUUCCCUCGCAUCGCCAACUGGCUCCAGAGGCUUGACGAUGGUCCCCUCGGAGGCGAUGGUCAUAAUUUCUCCCAAUUUGCACCAUUUUUUGAGGCAGAGAUGUAUGUUCGCAUCUCUGAUAUUGCUGAUAACCUCACUACUGAAUCUCUGAGGGUGACCUGCCCAACUAUGGCACAUGGAACCACUUCGCACAUCAUUUCUCGGGCAAAAGCAGACACAAAAGCCAUAUGGAGAGAGGAAGUGAGGCGUCUCCGAGAAAAUGCCCACCGCCCACAGCAUUAUAUCUAA
Molecule: messenger RNA, 1716 nt
Organism: Cyclocybe aegerita
Lineage: Eukaryota; Fungi; Basidiomycota; Agaricomycetes; Agaricales; Hemipholiotaceae
Source: the annotation of a GenBank genome assembly